AUGGACUCACUCGUCCUCGCCCCCCUCGACAACAUAGAAACCCACCUCACCGCGCUUAUAAGCACCCUCACGCAAACCAACACCUUCUCCAACGCGCCCCAACUCGCGGAAGAUCUCCUCGCCGAUGAUAACGACCUCACGUCCUCGCUCGCCCUCCUCCAACGACACCAGCACAACUACGCACGGAUCCUCAGCCUCCGUGAAGAAGUCACGUCCCUGCAGGACCAGCUGAAAGACACGGUCAGAAAAUGCGUCGCGUUCAAAACGGAGAUUGGCGCGAUCAACCCCGCCAUUCUUCAAGAUGAUUCCGAGGACGAGGAUGAGGACGCGCAUGGGGCUGACCACGAAGGAUCCGUCGCAGAGGUGGAUUAUCAUACGCUCUUGAUGUUCGCGGCACGGAUCGGCAAACACAACACAAUCGCAGCCAAAGAGGCAGAGACCGAAGCUGUGCGGAGAAAAAUCGCCGCAAAAUCUGGAACGGUAAACGGUGCCCAGGCCCAGGCCUCGAUCACGGAACCCCUUACGACGCAAGACACUGCGGGACCCGAUGGCGAACCUGGCAUCGAGAAGGACAACAACACGGUCGAAACCACAGCCGAGCUCUCUCGUAUCGAUAAUGCUAUCGCGAUCGACCGCGCCCGUAUGGGCAUGGCCUUCCCCGACGGACCCUCCCUGCGAAUGGGCGCACUGGGUCAACUCCAGCUUUUCAGGGAACGACUGGGGCAGCAAUUGUCGAGCGGCGGCGGCGGCGGCAAUGACGACGAAAAUGCCAAGCUAGUUCAGGAAGCGGUGGAGCGGGAAGUGGCUAGGAUGGUGAGGGAAACAGAGGAUAUCGCGCCCGAGCAGGAGGUGGAAGAGGAGAGCACUACGUUCCCGGAGAGUCCUGUUCUGGGCAGACGCGAGGACCCAGCGUCGGGGGCCACGCGACAACCCCCUAUCAGCCAAGGUCAAGCUCAAAGAGCACCCAAUCCGCCACAGAUAAAGCGGAAACUUGACCUAGACUUCCCUGAUAGCGAUGAUGAGGAGGAUGACUGA
This is a messenger RNA of Cladophialophora yegresii CBS 114405, 1035 nucleotides long. RefSeq lists its product as uncharacterized. The record is from RefSeq and is a predicted model, not a curated record. Gene Ontology annotation, biological process: regulation of transcription by RNA polymerase II. The transcript has a single exon. The coding region runs from base 1 to 1035 and encodes 344 amino acids. NCBI's taxonomy places the organism in Eukaryota, Fungi, Ascomycota, Eurotiomycetes, Chaetothyriales, Herpotrichiellaceae. Gene Ontology annotation, cellular component: mediator complex. Gene Ontology annotation, molecular function: transcription coregulator activity.